Messenger RNA from Durusdinium trenchii, 783 nucleotides. The record is from the annotation of a GenBank genome assembly. NCBI's taxonomy places the organism in Eukaryota, Dinophyceae, Suessiales, Symbiodiniaceae.
AUGGGAACACUCCACGUCACCUUCGGCCAAUUUGAAGAUGUUCGGUCCAAGGUCCUGGCCAACCGAGGUGAGGUCUUGUUGGCAGGUGUCAAAUUCACAGUUCUACCGACGCACAAGACUAAGAGUCCACACAGUGACAGUCUCUAUAAGCAGCUUGAGCCUGCAGGCGCGCAGAUGUCCUCGAAUGCAGUGAGGAGGCCUCCUCACUGCUUCAACCUCUGGAGACAAGUGAAAGUCCUCCAGCGGUCUGGUAUGGGCAGUGCAGAUGCCCAAAUGAAGGACACCGUUAGGGAUUGGAAGAAUGCAGCCGGUAUGGCGAAGGCGUUUAGUAUUGGCAGGGCAGAGAGCGAUGCAUUGUUUGAGCUUUCCAAGUCUAUUCCGGAGAACAUCGGCGCCGAGCUGGAGAAAUUGGUUACCAAACGGGGCUUAUCCAAGUUUCUUCAUCGCGAUGUGAUCGGCAAAGGUGAAGCUGUACCUGAGCAGGCCAUGUGCCCUGAGAGUCAGUUUGCCGACAUCCAGAAGGAGGUGAGCAGCCAAUUUGUGGCUGGCCUACUUGACGCAGACCUUCUGCACAUUGUCGAGACCCAAGUCCCAGCCAACUCAGACAUCAAAGCUGUUGCAGGGUUCAGGGCGGCCAACUUGGCCCAAGUCAAGGCAAUGCUUGCUGCAGACAUCGAGAUCCUGCGGUCAAAACUUCCUGGAAAGAGUGAGGAGGCCGCGGAGCACGCGCUGAACAUGAAAUAUUUGAGAGACAGACAACAGAUUCCAACCCGUUUUGCCUAA